Messenger RNA from Microplitis demolitor, 3195 nucleotides. RefSeq lists its product as uncharacterized. The record is from RefSeq and is a predicted model, not a curated record. Gene Ontology annotation, cellular component: chitin-based extracellular matrix. Gene Ontology annotation, molecular function: structural constituent of chitin-based larval cuticle. Bases 1962 to 2822 code for a protein of 286 amino acids. The transcript has 3 exons. NCBI's taxonomy places the organism in Eukaryota, Metazoa, Arthropoda, Insecta, Hymenoptera, Braconidae.
GCAAUGAACUCUGGUGUUGCGGUGAGUAAAGAUUAGAUCGACUAGGUUUAUAGUAGCUUGUUGUCGGGAACUAUAUCCCAAAAGGUAUGUAUAUGUUAACGUUGAGUAUUUUCCUAUGGAAUGUUCACGCUCUCACGCGCGAUCUUCAUAGCUCCAUAUAAAUACUCCACGCGGAUACCUUGCAUAAAACGACUUGGCGUGCACUCUUGUUCCAGCAAAACUCGUUCCCUUUUAUUCUCUUUUUAUUAUUUUUUACAUUUAAACCUGAGGAAUAGAACGUUACGUGGCUUUGCGCGAGUAAUGCGUGGGCGGAACAGAUGCCCCUUGUAAAAGAGGACGGGCGAAAGGGCUGUACCGCGAUUCGACUUGGAAAAUUCUACAAGGUCUACAGUAACUAUCUGUCUAUCUAUUUAUUGCUCACUAUACUCUGGUAAUAUGUGUACCUCAGCUAUUAUCAUUAUUUAUUUAUUCAUUUGCUUAUUAAUGCUUUCAUCAAUUAUUAUUUACUGCAAAAGCUAUUGCGUUAAAUUUAUCGUAUUCGAAUCAAAUCAAAUUAAAUUAAAAAAAAUUUUUUUUUUCAUUGAUUUGCCGGAAAAAUUUAUCAGUCAAUUAAAUUAUAGAAGCAAUCUACGCACGCAUGCAUAUUUAUUCAUAACUCAUCAGAAAUUUGAAUAGGAUAAUUAAAAAUAAAUUGCUGGAUAUUUAAAUUGUAUAACAAGAGUUAGUGAUUAAAUAAAAUAUGUGGUAUAAAUUUUGUUGAUUAAUAUAACGUUAAAAUUAAAUUAUUUACUGUUAUUGUUGAUAACGGAUUUGAAUAUUUAUUAAUUUAUUGAUAAGCAUUGUGCGUAGGAAUAUGGUGUUAAUAAAUUUGUAAAUGUUGAUAGAUAAGGACGUAACAGUAUAGGUAGUUUAGAUAGUAAUAUUUCGAGAUGGAGAGGAGAAUAAUGGAUCAUAUGUGGGCUAUCUUCUGUAUUUGACAUGCAUAAUAUCUCUCCGAAGGUUUCGAGUACAUUUUAGUGCCAAUGUCAAAUCCAACGCAGGGCACCUACGUGAUCUAUUGUUCCAUCAUGGAUUGCUUGACGUGAGUAAUGUCAAUGGAAUUACUACUCUACGUGCCUACGGAUGCCGAUGGGUUAAGCGCAUCGAGUUUACAUUUACGACACAUAACUGAUUACGAUUAUUUAUUUAUUGACGCAUUAAAUUAAAAUUUUUAUGCUGUCAAAUUUACAAUAAAUAUAUGAAUUAGUUAUAAAUUUAUAUGAAGAUUAUUUUGUGAGAAUAAAUAAUGUAUAAAUAAAAAUAGUGUUGAGAAGCUGGACUAAUGGUAUAAAGGCUGACAAAUGUAAUAAAAGAAGAAAGAUAGAUAGAGAAGAGGAUUUAAAAUAUGAAAUAUAUGUGUGUUAAAAUAAAAAUUAUUGGUAAUAUAAAAAUACCGGCUACAACUGCGAGUACGAUGCCGAGACUGAGGAUGAGGAUGAGGAUGAGGGUGAAGAGAACGACAAGGAUGAUGACGACGCGGCAGCUCGUGCUGAAAGCAAUAAACUAUGAUUUAUCGAGGUGAAAAUCGAAUCCCGGGUGAUUUGUAGUCACGGAGCUGGCAGUAGGGAGGAUUCCAUAGGGCCCGCUGGUGGUAUCCUAUCGGUUAAACCGCUGCCCUGAGGACAGUUGAAUAAAAUAAGCAAAAAGUAAAAUAACGUGUAUUAUCAUCUCUCUUUACUUUCUGUAUCUACAUUCGUACCAAGUCUAUGUAUGCAUACGUCUAAGUAUAUAUAUUGUAUGUAAUGUGAGGCCCGCGCACGAGCCCGCGCAUCCGGGCAAUCCUAUAUAAGAAGAUGUGACGCGCCGGUUGCAACUUCUUCGCUCUCUCAUAUACCCUACGUUAACUUUAUACCUGCUAAGUGAUUGUUUGUUUAAACAUCUAUAUUAUUCAUCUUAUUUACUUGUGUUGUUUAUUAUUUAUCAUGUUUCGUUUGAGCUUUUUAGUGAGCUUCGUAAGCUUUACCACCUGCACUCCACUCUGGCCUGGUUUACAAUUCCACAAUCAAGAUGGUUCUGGUUCAUAUAGUUACGGUUAUCAAGGGCCUCAUCAUGCAAAAAUGGAAUCUAGAUCAAACGGCAUUACUCAAGGAGGAUACUCUUAUAUAGACGCGAAUGGUAUUCUUCAGAACGUAGCUUAUACUGCAGAUCCGGUGAAUGGAUUUCGAGUUAGGGCGAGUAAUUUACCACAACAGCCAGAUAACUCUUUACUGCCAGUAAACGAGACUCCUGAGGUGGCAAAAGCACGUCGGAAUCACUUGGCCGAGUAUACGAGGAUUUCAAAUUCACUUGGAAUUCCACAAACUUCUAAUACCAUCGAUCAAUUCGAACAAUCAACCCCGAAAAAUCCUUUUCUUCUGUCGAAUGAGGAAGCAUCACGGAUUGAAAUUCCCCAGCCAACUCUAAACCAAAUCUACAUCAUCAAAAGACCAUCUCAAUCAUUAUUAUCGCAUUACAACGGGUUUUCAUCUCCAUCAGCAGCAUCCCCGGUUCCCGUACCACCAGAAGCAAUAAGAGCGUCGUCAGCAGUACCAUCAAACUCACUGGUCAUUCCAGUUUCCUAUAGAAUGCUCCAUUCAUCACUCCGGCAUACUCAAGACUCAUUGGGGCAGUACGACUACAGCUACACGGGUGACACCAGCGCUAAAACUGAGUCCAGAUCAUUAGACGGAACAACUCGCGGAGCUUACAGCUACAUCGACGCAAACGGUCUACUUCAACAAGUUCACUACAUCGCUGACCAUAAUGGGUUCCGAGUACUUGCAACUAAUCUACCCGAAGCCUGAUUAUAACUUUAAAUUUAAUUUAAUUGCUAAGCUCAUUUUAAAAAUCAUCUGACAUAAAAUUGCAUCCAUAUGUGGUAUCAACUUUUUUUACUUUAUAAUUAAACUCAUCAACAACCUUUGCGGAUUACACCAUUAUCAUUAUCAUCAUCAUCAUCAUCAUCAUAAUAUUACAUGGAAGUUUUUUCAGGUAGUGGGAUUUUAUGAUUGAAUGCUUUUUGAGUGGGUUCAAUAGAGAUAAUCUCUCGUUUGAGCGUAUAUACACUUGACUGGCAUUCACAUUUACUAUCUCUGUAUUACACGUACGUUAUAUGCGAUUUAAAUAAAUCAUUAAACUUGACACAAUUAUAUCUGUGUGUGUAUAUUUCGAUCCUCU